AUGAUCAAGUUCUGGUCAGCGGAGAAGCCGGGAGAAAAAUGCCCCAGUGAGACUGGCCCCAGGCCUGAGGGCACAGCAAACCCCGACUGUCCCCGGCGCGUUGGUGGCGGGAUGAGCAUCACAGCUCCCAGACUCCGGACCCCAGCUCGCACUUCCGCCCCGCACCCCCACCCACGUGCAUGCCCCGCAGCCGGGUUACCAGGCAACGGGCUGCCCCUGCGCGAAGCUACUGGGGCGGAAUGCAUAGGGGAAGGCAGUUGGGAGAACUUGAGCAGCAGAAAUGAGUCCGGCUGCGCCACCAGGUCCCGCCGCGCUGCGUGGCCCCGGCGCGCCCUCCCGUGGCCUCUAAGGGCGUCCGCGUCCGGAAUCGUAAGGUUGGCCUCCCUUCUCCCCAAGAAACUAAAAGCCACCUAUUAUGGUUCUGUUACAGAGAAGCAUCCGGAGGAAGAGGAUGAAGUUGAGUGCGUUCUCCUCUCAGCGUCCAAGAUCCUAAAUUCCUCUGACCGGGUAAAGGAAAGUGGUGGCAGUGAAACAGAAUAUGGCUGCAUAUCGGAAUCAGAAAAUCAAAUCCAACCACAAUCAGCAUUGAAAGCCCUUCAGCAUCAACUGGAAUCAUUUCAGGCUCUCCGAAUACAGACUUUACAGAAUGUUAGCAUGGUACAGUCCGAAAUCAGUGAAAUCUUGAACAAAAGUAUUAUUGAAGUAGAAAACCCACAAUUUAACUCAGAAAAAAAUCUAGUAUUCGGAACACGCCUUGAAAAAGCUUUGCCUAUAGAGAAUCAAGAAGAAAUCCUUUCUAUGGAGAAAAUUCAUCCUUUUGAGGAGUCUAACGCUAUUCAUUCAAUGGAAGAAAAAUUCAGCAGUGAUAGUGUUAAUAGUCUCUCUCAAGGUAUAGAUAUGACAUCCCAGAUAAAUUUCAAGGACGUAUUAACUCUGAGAACUUCAACAGACAAUUCACCUUCAAACAUAAUUAUGAAUCCUUCAGAAAAUUCUGACAUGUUGAAAAAUUAUAGUAAUCUUUAUAAUUUUCUACCUAAUGUACCUCAAAAUGUGAUGUCUCAAGCUGAUACAGUAAUUCUGGAUAAAUCCAAAAUUACUGAGCCUUUUCUCAAGCACAGAUUUUGUGAAAACUUAGAUGAUAUCUGCCAUUCUAUCAAACAAAUGAAGGAAGAGCUACAAAAGUCACAUGAUAGAGAACUGGCACUUACAAAUGAACUUCAAACUUUAAAAACUGAAAGAAAUGUUCCAAGCAAUGGUAAAUAUGAACUGUCUUCAAUUCACAAAGAAAAAAAUAAUUUUAUUAAGGAAGAAAAUAUAGAAAGUAACUUAAAUGAAGAUAUGAAAUCAAAGAGAAUUUCUGAAUUAGAGGCAUUAGUAAACAAAUCACUCCCACUCAGGGAAACAGUGUCAAAAUUCCAUGUGAAUUUUUGCAGGAAAUGUAAAAAAUUAUCUAAGAGUGAAAUACACAGGGGAAAGAGAAAUGAGAAAAACAGUAAAGAAAUUCCUAUCACUGGCAAGAAUAUUACAGGUUUAAAAUUCCAUUCCAGAGCUCUAAGACAUACACUGCCAUUCUCCGACUCAACAAAAUAUGAAAUAAAAGACAAAGAAAUGCAACCGUUAGUAAUAAAACAAGGGCCAAUAAUAUUUGAAAAUGAGAAAACAUCCAAAGUCAAUUCUGUUACUGAGCAGUGUGUUGCAAAAAUUCAGUACUUACAGAAUUACCUAAAAGAGUCUGUGCAGAUACAAAAAAAGGUAACAGAACUGGAGAAUAAAAAUCUAACCCUUAAGACCAAAAUAAAACCUCUUGUCUUUACCACACAAUCUCUAAUACAGAAAAUCGAAAUAUAUGAAAAGCAACUUAAGAAUUUGGUUGAAGAAAAGAACACUAUUCAGUCCAAGUUAAUUAAAAAAGAAGAAGAUGGUAAAGAAUGUCUUAAAGAAUUGAAAAAAAUAAUUGGUAAAUAUAAUGUUCUCAUAGGACAAAAUAAAACUCUAGAGGAAAACAACAAUCAACUUUCUUUGGAGAAGCAACAAAUGAUAGAAACAUUAGAUCAACUAAAAAGCAAAGAACACAAAACUCAAAAUGAUAUGGCCAUGGUCAAUAAUGAAAAUAAUCGUAUGAGUAUAGAAAUGGAAUCAAUGAAAUCAAAUAUUCUAUUGAUACAAGAAGAAAAGGAAAUGCUAGAGAAAAAGACAUACCAGCUUUUAAAGGAAAGAAGCUCGCUUGAAAAUGAACUGAAGGAAAACCAACUAGAGAUAAUGCAGCUAAAAGAGAAGGAAAUAUUGGCAAAAACUGAACAAGAGACACUUUUUCAAAUAAUAGAAACAGUUAAAAAUGAAAAACUUAAUCUCGAAAAAACAUUACAAGAAUCUAUUGCUGCUAGACAAAUGAUGGAAAGAGAAAUUGAGAAUAUUCAAAAAUACCAAUCUACUGCAGAGGAGAAUUUUCUGAUAGAAAUUAAAAAUGCAAAAUCAGAAGCAAGUAUUUAUAAGAAUAGUUUGUCAGAAAUGGGCAAUGAAUGUGAAAUGUUAUCAAAAAUGGUAAUGGAAAUUAAAACAGAUAAUCAGAUUCUAAAAGAAGAACUAAAAAAAAAUAGUCAAGAAAAUAUAAAAUUUGAGAAUAGCAUCAGUAGACUUGCAGAAGACAAAAUACUUUUAGAAAACUAUGUAAGAAGUAUAGAAAAUGAAAGGGAUACCUUGGAAUUUGAGAUGCGGAAUCUUCAAAGAGAAUAUUUAAAUCUCAGUGAAAAAAUCUGUAGUCAACAGAGUGACCUAUCAAAAAUGGGUUAUAUUUCAAGAAGAGAGAAAUUCCAUUUUGAAAAGUAUGAUAUUUAUGAAGACAUUUCUGGCCCUAGGAGUAGGCCUUUGGCUCCUGAUUUGAAAGGUAUGUAAUAUUGUGGUGGAUUAGUAGAGACGUGUAUAAGAUUUUUUUCACCUACUGGGCACUAGCCAGAGUUCAGUAAUAAGAAGGAAACUUUUAAGAUAAAUACAAUUUAGUCUUAUAAGAUGUGUAUCCAAUUUAUUAUACAGUGGAAUUUAGGAAUUUUGCUCUUUUGAUAAAAGUCAUGUUGUUAUUUUACUUAUAUUAUUUCUAUACAUUGUAUAUGCACAAAGCAGGGAGCAA
Molecule: messenger RNA, 3124 nt
Organism: Lynx canadensis (Canada lynx)
Lineage: Eukaryota; Metazoa; Chordata; Mammalia; Carnivora; Felidae
Gene: CCDC110
Product: coiled-coil domain containing 110
Exons: 6
Coding region: 1-2892 (963 amino acids)
Cellular component (GO): cytoskeleton
Source: RefSeq, a predicted model, not a curated record